Molecule: messenger RNA, 699 nt
Organism: Bipolaris maydis ATCC 48331
Lineage: Eukaryota; Fungi; Ascomycota; Dothideomycetes; Pleosporales; Pleosporaceae
Source: RefSeq, a predicted model, not a curated record
CUAAGGUGACUUUUUGCCACGGAUUACUAAGGAUAGUACAGAUGAUGAAUGACGGACGGCUCUUGGGGGGGCAUUGAGUGCACCGUGGAGGGAUUGCAGAGUGGAGCUGGCCCGCAGCAAAAUGGCAGAAUGUGCGUGCCAUGGGGAGAUUACGCUGCACCAAGCAUCCAUCUACUGAGACCCUCGACACACUCAAACAUGGGCAAACUGGCACGCUAUCACGUCCACCACACCUCGGCUGCUCCCUCUAAUGGUGUUGGUGUUGCGGGGAUAUUCCAGGCGCACAUCGCCAAAACAACCGAGGCUCCCGGGUGGUUUGUAAAGUGGGCCCACCCGCAGCCCAAGCCCAAGGCAAAGUUUCCAAUAUCUCAACGAAAAGCCGCGAGUCCAGCCCUGGGUUCCAAGUCGGCAAUGUUGUGCUACCUGAGCCAAAAGACCAUCGGCGGUCUCCCCACAGCUCGCACCCGCAACUCCGACGGUCUCGAUCGCCCUCCCCCCGUGUCGGGCGUCUCCGACCCUGCCGUUUCAUCCAUCAGAACAGAGAGCAUUGCGCAAGCAAACAUGCCAACUCAUCUCCCCGCACUUAACCAGGGUCGCUUUGGAUUACCACACGCUCUGUUCAACCCCCUUUACUUGCUUUGUUCCAAAGCCAGUUGCCAGCGUGUCCACCCUUUCUCCGGCGUGAUCGUCGAACCCUAA